GCCCUGCCCAGCCUUACACAUACACUGAGGCCCAUAUAGUCCCACACAGGUCCUGCCCAGCCUUACACAUACACUAAGCCCCUGCCCAGCAUAACAAACACACUGAGGCCCAUAUAGUCCCACACAGGACCUGCCCAGCCUUACAUAUACACUGAGGCCCAUACAAUCCCUGCCCAGCCUUACAUAUACACUGAGGCCCAUACAAUCCCACACAGUCCCUGCCCAGCCUAACAUAUACAUUGAGGCCUGCCCAACACAUACACUGAGGCCCAUAUAGUCCCACACAGGCCCUGCCCUGCCUUACACAUACACUGAGGCCCAGACAGGCCCUGCCCAGCCUUACACAUACACUGAGGCCCAUAGAGAGCCCCACACAGGCCCUGCCCAGCAUUACACAUACACAGAUGCCUAUAUAGUCCCACACAGGAUCUGCCCAGCCUUACACAUACACUAAGGCCCAGACAGGCCCUGUCCAGCCUUACACAUACACUGAGGCCCAUAAAAAAAUACCGGCCUUCCUAUAUAUUUAUCUUUUUCCCUAUUAAUGACAUUGGGAUCAACCAUCAUUUUUACCGGCCAGGUGGCAACCCUAACUGAGGCCCAUACAGUCACACACAGGCCCUGCCCAGCAUUGCACAUACACUGAGACACACACAGGCCCUGCCUAUUCAUACAAAUACACAGGGCCCAUACAUAUAUUAUGUUUAGUUGCUUUUCCUUUUUUUGAGCAAUACCCCUCUCCAUAUAUGUUUGCGACUGUGCAAGAUGGCGCCCCUUUCCUGUAACCCCCCAGAGUGGGAAGAUGAUGAGCGGAUGUCUUUCCUGUUCUCAGCUUUCAAACGAACACGUGAUGUAAACACCUGUGAUUGGGACGGCAAGAUGAAAUUUUGGAUCCCUCUGAUCCUUACACAUGCCAGGGCCCAAGGACUUCUCAGUAUUACACUUAGCCAACUGGAAAACGACUUCAGGCGCAAAGGCUGUGCACCGAUGGGACUGAGAACUGUUAUCCAGGAGAUGAUCAGGCAAGGCACGUUGAGAAAGGAGACAGAUUUUGUGUCAGGUGUCAGCAGUGGGUGGCUGUCUUGGGGCAUGAGGCAACUGGUCAUUAGACCUCUUCGCUGGACGAUAGGUACAAUGCUGGGAAGCCAGGUGGGCCCUGAUGAGCCACUAGUGAUUCCUGAAGUUAUAAAGGAGCGUGCGGCUUUGGUGUUGCAGCGAUACCAGUCAUCCACUUUUCGCUCUUUCCCAUUGCUGUGCGAGGAGGAAGUGCACACCCUUUGUGCAGAGAUUUGCCCUAACCCCUCUGCUUUGAAUCUGGUGCUGCUUCAGCUGCAGGGAGAUAAGAAGAUUUGUGUUUUGGAGAGAGCUGGACAGAAGUUAGUAAAAUUUGUCCGAGUAAGUGUGGGGCAAGUGGAACCAAUUAGCGAAUCCGACCUGGGGAUAUAUCAAUUACAGCAGGGCGAAAAACUCCUGUCAGAGCGACUUCAGAGUGCAGGGGAGGAGUCUAAUAGGCUGACGGAGGAAGCCAGAACCUAUAAUCGGGCAGGAAACAAGAACCAGGCUCUGCGUUGUUUGCGGAAGAGAAAGCUAGUGGAGCGUCGCAUUACGGAGCUGCAGAACAAGCAGGACAACAUACAGGGAAUCUUGGAGAGGAUAUCGGCUGCCGAAACAGACCGCAAGGUUGUCUCUGCGUACCAGAUGGGAGUCUCUGCUCUUAAACAGGCCCUAAAAGAUGUCACUUUGGAGAAGGCAGAAAGUAUUGUGGAUCAGAUUCAAGAGUAUUGUGAUCUCCAGGAUGACCUCAGUCAGACACUGUCCUCAGUCACCGACGCAGAUGUUGACUCUGAUGAUUUGGAGAGAGAACUCAAUGAAAUUCUCCAAAAUGAAGAGAUGAUUAUUGACCUUCCUGAUGUUCCUUCAGGCCCAGUGAUCAUUUCUCCCCAGCGCCCUACAGAAUGGAAGAUGGACCAGGCUGCUCAUUCUCCAGCAGAUGGAUCGUUCUUGAGGUCUGUUCCAGAGCCAAUGCUACAGUGACAAUACCAAAAGGUUGACUUUUAUGGCUGCUUGUCCCCUACUCACAGGACCUAUGCUGAGGAACCACUAUGACUCUAAUGAACCAACAGAGUAAUUUCUUAUGACCUUUAUGAUCAUUUAUGACACCCCAGACCCCUCUAUAAGACUUGAGAGGACAGAUACUUGCAUAAAAUCAGGGGUACUGCCAAACAGAGCCUCAUUUAGGCUGCCAGCCCACAUAGGGGGUACCAAUAGCAAAUCACAGCACUUAUUUGGCACCCCCAGGGAUGUUUUUAUUGCACGUGUUGCUCCCCAACUCUUUUCACUUUUGAAUAUGGCUUCUGGGUAAAAAAAAGUUGGGGAUCCCCACUCUAGAACCACUAAAAUGCUGCUGAGUUUGGGCUAUUCAGGCUUGUCCUAAGUGUUAUACAUUCUUAUUAUGUAAACUGUAUUAUCCAAUCAUAACAAAAUCAGCUGUUUCAUACAUUAUUUCAGACAAAUGAAUACAUAAAAAAUACUUUAUGCCAAAUGUAAUGUAAGUAAAAUUAACAUUAACAGUU
Xenopus laevis (African clawed frog) is the source of this 2573-nucleotide messenger RNA. It is a transcript of the gene chmp7.L, whose product is annotated as charged multivesicular body protein 7 L homeolog. Gene Ontology annotation, biological process: vesicle budding from membrane; late endosome to vacuole transport via multivesicular body sorting pathway; vacuolar transport. Lineage: Eukaryota; Metazoa; Chordata; Amphibia; Anura; Pipidae. Bases 766 to 2034 code for a protein of 422 amino acids. Gene Ontology annotation, cellular component: ESCRT III complex; multivesicular body; cytoplasm. The record is from RefSeq and is a predicted model, not a curated record. The transcript has 11 exons.